Fusarium sp. VM40 is the source of this 1197-nucleotide messenger RNA. NCBI's taxonomy places the organism in Eukaryota, Fungi, Ascomycota, Sordariomycetes, Hypocreales, Nectriaceae. The record is from the annotation of a GenBank genome assembly.
AUGGGUUCAGUAGGCCAAUCAACAAACGAAAUCAUCGCCACUCUUGACGGAGUGAACACUGAUCAGUUCAGUGGCGAUGAAGUAGAGCGCCUUCGCGUCCGCGCAGCAGCUCGUCGACUCCUAGCCAGAGUUGAAAGUCCGUAUGAGCGAGCCUGGGGAUUCUGCUUCGAACAGCCGGCUGUUUUUGCUGCGCUCCAGACGUGCAUUGACUUGGGCAUCUGGAAGGCUUGGACUGCGAUUGGAGGUGGCAAGAAAACUAUUGAUGAGUUGGUGAAAUUGACAGGGAGAGAUGUGGCGCCCAAUCUGUUGAGACGAUUAUUCCGUCUCUUGGCAGCCUUCAACGUCGUCGAGGAGACAGCCCAAGACACAUUCAAGCCGACUCCAUUCUCGUACGCAAUUGGCGACGAGAGUACGAAAGUCCGAGCAUCCCUCGAAGCAGCUACAUAUCAAUAUAUCUCAGCCGGCCAAAAUCUUCCAAGAUAUCUCGCCAAGAUCAGCUACCAAGAACCCACCGCCGCUGAAGACAACAACUACACAGGAAGCGACCCCGAUGGACUCAACUUCUUCGGGCGACUGCAGAAAAACCCGGAGUAUUAUGAAGCCUUCACUGGACACAUGGAAGCUUGGACGUCUUGGAAAACGCCGUGGACUAAAAUUUAUAAACCCAGCAAAUUGGUAGAUGGGGCUGAUCUGAGCAAGCAGCUUGUUGUCGAUGUAGGAGGUAAUACCGGUAUUGAUAUCACUCAUUUUCUUCAUGCUCAGCCAGAUAUUCCCGCGGGUUCGUUGGUUUUACAAGAUCUUCCUGAGAUUAUCCAGCGUGUCAAAGUGGAUGAGAAGAUCAGGCCUCAGAUCCACGACUUUUUCACACCACAACCCGUGACAGGAAGUCGUGCCUAUUUCAUGCACGCCAUUCUUCACGACUGGCCCAAUUCCGAAGCCAUCCAGAUCCUCACCCACACAAAGAAUGCCAUGACCAAAGGCUACUCCAAGCUCUUCAUCUACGACAUUGUGGUUCCGCCGACUGGAGCCAGUAUCAGCCAGACUACCAUGGAUGUGCAGAUGAUGUCGCUGCUUUCUGCCUCGGAGCGCACCAAGAGUCAGUGGGAGCAGCUUUUGUCAAGUGCUGGGCUUAGGAUUGUCGAGUUUUGGCCUGAUCCGCAGGAGUAUGAGAUGCUUAUCGAGGCAGAGAUUGCGUGA